Heterocephalus glaber (naked mole-rat) is the source of this 2247-nucleotide messenger RNA. Its product is annotated as neuromedin-U receptor 1. Gene Ontology annotation, cellular component: plasma membrane. Lineage: Eukaryota; Metazoa; Chordata; Mammalia; Rodentia; Bathyergidae. Gene Ontology annotation, molecular function: neuromedin U receptor activity. Gene Ontology annotation, biological process: neuropeptide signaling pathway. The record is from RefSeq and is a predicted model, not a curated record.
CAGCCCUCCAAGCUGGGGGUGAGGGUGGGUGGAAGGACGGUGGGUGGGUGGGACCCCGAGAGAGGAGAGGGAGCCCCAGAAGUGGCAGUGCCAGAGAUGUCCAAUAGGCAGGAGGAUCGCUGGGAGUUCGAAGCCAACCUGAGCUGCAUAGUGAGCUCGAGGCCAGCCUGAACUACAGAGUGAGACCCUGUCUUGGAGAAUAGAAAAAAAGAGGAAAAAAUAGACUUUGAACUGUUGAGGUGAAAGAAGAGAGUCUAACUUUUGGAUCAAGCAUUAUUGUUUUAGCAUCCCCACUCUGUCACUUAGCCCCAGUGUCUGGGUUCCCUGCUAAGUGGGGUGACCAGCUCUCUGCACAUCAGGCAGGCUCCUGUCAGUAGGGUCUGUGCCUUGAGCGCUUGGUCCUUCGAAGAACCUGGCCUUAGGGAGGUCCCCUCGCCAAAGGUCACACAGCCCGGAGUUUGGAGCCUGGACUGGAAUCAGGAAACUGCUUCCCUGUGAUGAUACCGAACAUCUGUAAUCCCAACACUCUGGCAGGCUGAGGCAGGAAGACCACAAGUUUGAACCCAGCCUGGGCAACUUAGUGACUCAGUGAGAACCUGUCUCAAAAUAAAAACAGCAGGGGAUAUAGCUCAAUGUGAAGGCCCUGGGUUCAAUCCCCAGCAACACACACACACAUGAAAAGAAAAGAAAAAGAAAGUCCAUUUUUAUCUCUCUGACGUUGUAAUGCGAGUUGUUUUCUUUCUGGGUGGCUCAUACAAUAACAGUGGCCUCCAUGGUCCCUUGGUUUGAUGAGCUAGGACAGAGCAGGAUCCCUUGGUGACUUUCCUGGGUGUCUCUUCCACGGGCUCCUCUCUGCCCCAACUGCCCUGUCAAACUGGAGUCCUGUCCUCCUCCAGGGGGACAAGGAGCUCCACGCCCUGCAACACCAGCGAGGUCAUGUGGGACUUCGACCCUGAGGACCCGAACUUGAUCGACGAGACCCUGAGGCUCAAGUACCUGGGGCCACGGUGGACGGAACUGUUUGUGCCUGUCUGUGCCGCGCACCUGCUCGUCUUCGCGGUGGGCACCGUGGGCGACGUGCUGACCUGUGUGGUCAUCCUGGGCUGCAGGGCCAUGCGCACCCUCACCAACCUCUACCUGCUCAGCCUGGCUGCGUCCGACUUGCUGGGUCUGCUGCCGGGGCUGCCCCUGGAGCUUUACGAGCUGGGGCACAGCUACCCCUUCCUGCUGGGCUGCGCUGGCUGCUACUUCCGAACGCUGCCCUUCGGCACAGUCUGCCUGUCCCCCGUGCUCAAUGUCACCUCCCUGAGCGUGGAGCACUAGGUGGCCAUGGUGCACUCGCUGCAUGCCAGGUCCUGGGUGACGCGGGCCAACGUGCGCUGUGUGCUUGUGGUCAUCUGGGGCCUCGCCAUGCUCUGCUCGGUGCCCAACACCAGCCUGCACAGCCUGCAGCAGCUGCAGGAGCCCUGCGGGGGCCUGGGGCCCCACUCGGCCGUGCACACCCCCAUGGUGUGGGGCACGGCACUGCUCUUCUGCCUGCCCAGGGGCGCCAUCAGCGUGCUCUACCUGCGCAAUGGGCCCCGGCUGCUGUUCACGGGCUGGGGUGCAGCGGGCACCAGGGCCCGCACCGCCUGCCAACCCCAGCUGUGGGACAGCAGCCACAUGCAGGUGACCAAGAUGCUGUUUGUCCUGGUAGCGGUGUUUGGCGUCUGCUGGGCCCCGUUCCACGCCGACCGCCUCAUGUGGAGCUUCGUGUCGCAGUAGACGGAGGGCCUGCCGCUGCCCUUCCUGUACGCGCACAUCGUGUCGGGCAUCUUCUACCUCAGCUUGGCUGCCAACCCGGUGCGCCAUAGCCUCCUGUUCAGCCACUUCCGGGAGAACUUCCUCAAGGCCCUGGGCCUGGGCUUUCGGGGCCGCUGCCCAGGCCGCCACCUCUCCUACAGCCUCGGCAGCGGCCUGUGCGACCUGGGCUGGGAACGGGGAGCCCCAGCCCUCCUGAGAGGAGUCCCGAAGCAGCACCGCCCUGAGGUUCACUCUCGGCCUGGGGCUGCCCGCCCUCCUCUGCGGGGACGCCCUCGGGGCCUGGCCCAGCUCAGCCUAGAGACUGUGACUGGCACCUCCCCCCACCAGUCGCCCCUGCAGAACCUGGUGCUGGCAGGACCGCUGGUGGCAGACGACCUGGGCACCCUGGGGACCCCGCUGCCACCGCCUGGCCUCGGGGCACCCAGUGUCACCCCACCUUUCUAG